Coccinella septempunctata (seven-spotted ladybird) is the source of this 1533-nucleotide messenger RNA. Its product is annotated as craniofacial development protein 2-like. Gene Ontology annotation, cellular component: nucleus. NCBI's taxonomy places the organism in Eukaryota, Metazoa, Arthropoda, Insecta, Coleoptera, Coccinellidae. The record is from RefSeq and is a predicted model, not a curated record. The transcript has a single exon. Gene Ontology annotation, molecular function: catalytic activity. Gene Ontology annotation, biological process: chromatin remodeling. The coding region runs from base 1 to 1533 and encodes 510 amino acids.
AUGUCGAAUUUGAAAAGAAGACCCCAGGUGAGUAGUGCUGAAAGCACGGAAUCUCACACUGAUGGAAAAUCAGUCUGCCUCAUUUCGGAUUCUGGGGGAGGCAAAAAUUCGAUUUAUCGGAGUAAACCACACAAAUCACAUAAUAUCCCAAAGAUCUACUUGGCUACAUACAACAUCAGAACAAUGAGGGAUCCCGAACAUCUCGUCAAGCUAGAAGAAGAACUUGAACAUAUAAAAUGGGAUAUCGUAGGUCUCUGCGAGACUCGACUACCAGAUGAGGAAACCACUGUCCUAAAAUCAGGCCACUUACUUUAUCAGAAUAAUGGCACUAGUCAAAAAGGUCAAGGAGGAGUGGCAUUUCUCAUAAAUAGGAAGCUGAAACAUUUGAUAACCGAGAUGAAGUCAAUCUCUGACAGAGUCAUUUACAUAGUGCUCAGAAUCAACGAGCGGUACAGUGUACAGUUCAUCCAAGGAUAUGCACCAACAAGUAAAGCAGACGAUGAGGAAAUGGAGACUUUUCUUGAGGACCUAUCCAAAGCGAUUGAUGCAUGCAAAACCCACUACACGGUCAUAAGUGGCGAUUUCAACAGUAAGAUCGGGCAAAAAAGCACAACUGACUCUGAUAACAUCGGAACUUUUGGUUUGGGUACGAGAAAUCACAGAGGAGAAAUGUUGGUCGAUUUCUUAGGUAGGGAACGUUUAUACUGCCUUAACACUCAUUUCAAGAAACCUCCACAUAGGAAGUGGACUUGGAAAAGCCCCGACGGCAAAACGAAAAACGAGAUCGAUUACAUUCUCGCAGACAAACAAAAAAUAUGCACAGACGUCUCAGUGCUAAGCCGGUUUGACACGGGGAGCGAUCACAGGUUGGUGAGGGCGACUCUUAGGUUCAGGCUAAAAAUCAAAAGGAACAAGCUUAUUCAUAGAGGUAAAUUUUCUGCAGCAGAAGAACUUGAACAAAGAAAGGAGGAAUAUCAGACUGAGCUGGCAAGGAGAUUGGGAUCAGUCAAUACCUAUGAUCAAAUGGAUAUCAAUGAACUGAAUCACAAAAUAACGAAUGACAUCUACUCCUCAGUCAAAAAGAUUUGCUCGAAACCCAAGAAAAGGAGUGAUCCCAAGUUGAGCCCAGACACUUUGAGGCUCAUGGAACAAAGAAGAAACACUCCUAGGAGUACACCGGAUUAUAAUGAAUUAAACAAAAGGAUACAUAAAGAGGUUAGGAAAGACAUCCGAGUAUAUAACACCAAAAUUAUCGAGGCCACUAUUGAGAAUAACGCAAAUAUGAGGGUUUUAAGAUCGAAACUAUCCCCAGGCAGUCGCAAGAUCACGAAAAUGAAUGACCAACAUGGUAAUGUAGUGUCGGACAACCGGAGUAUUGCUGACCACAUCCAAAAAUUCUAUACAACCCUUUAUACUUCCAUUCGACCUGCUUCAGCAACGAAAAGUGUAACUGUGUGCAAUGUGGGAUCUGAGGAUAUUCCAGAAAUAACCCGUCAAGAAAUAAAGGCUGCUCUAAAGAUGAUGAAAAACUGA